Molecule: messenger RNA, 5530 nt
Organism: Oncorhynchus gorbuscha (pink salmon)
Lineage: Eukaryota; Metazoa; Chordata; Actinopteri; Salmoniformes; Salmonidae
Biological process (GO): G protein-coupled receptor signaling pathway
Cellular component (GO): membrane
Molecular function (GO): G protein-coupled receptor activity
Source: RefSeq, a predicted model, not a curated record
AUGGAUGUAGCAACAAAUGAGUCUAGCUUUAAUGGGAUCAUUCACCCAAUCAUUUUCGUAGCAGAUUUCUCGCUCAACAAAGCCACCUCUACCCAGCCAGCCUGCUCCCCGCAGGGGGCCUUUGAGCUACCUGGGUUCUCAGCCAAGGGUGACUUCCUGAUGGGGGGGAUCUUUCCCCUUCACUACCGGGUGGAGCUGCCUGGCACGGACUACACCCACCAGCCCCUGGCAGCACUGUGUCAAGGGUUUGAUCCGAGGGCUUUCCGCUGGGCUCAGACCAUGAGGCUGGCAGUGGAGGAAAUCAACCAGAGUGAGCAGCUGCUGCCCAACCACACGCUGGGGUACAAGAUCUUUGACUCGUGUGCCACACCAGUCACAGCUCUGAGAGCAGUCCUGGCGGUGCUGAACGGACAUGGUGAAGAACAGAGCCCUAUGUGUUCUGGUGCCAGCCCGUUAAUAGCCAUGGUAGGGGAGUCUGGCUCCUCACAGUCCAUUGUUUUGUCCAGAACUCUGCAGCCCUUCAGAAUCCCCAUGAUCAGCUAUUUCUCCACCUGCUCGUGCCUGAGUGACAGGAAAGAAUACCCAACGUUCUUCAGAGUGGUUCCAAAUGACGACUACCAGGUGAAGGCCAUCGCCAGUCUGCUUCAGCGUUUCGGCUGGAAGUGGAUCGGUGUGAUCCGCGAGGACCACGACUAUGGCCACUUCGCCCUGCAGGGCCUGAAGAGGGAGAUCCAGAACACAGAUGUCUGUCUGGCCUAUGAUGAGAUGAUCCCUAAAGACUACAGCAGAGAGAGGGUCCUGCAGAUCCUGGAGGUGAUGAGGCACUCCACAGCACGGGUGGUGAUAGUCUUCUCUGGGGAGGGAGAGUUAUACCCUUUCCUCAAGGAGUUUGUCAAGCAGAACAUCACUGGUACCCAGUGGGUGGCCAGUGAGGCCUGGGUCACUGCCAAUGUGCUGGCAGAGACUUAUCCAUUCCUGGAUGGGACUAUUGGCUUCGCCAUCCGCUCAGGGAAAGUCCCAGGGCUCAGGGACUACCUGCAGACGGUGAACCCCCGCAGGUACCCCUCUAACCCCCUGGUGCAGCAGCUGUGGGAGGCUCUGUACGGCUGCUCUCCCUCUCUGUCCCCCUCCAGCACCCUGAUGCCCCCCUGCUCAGGGCAGGAGACUCUUCUGGAGCAGCACUCAGCCUACAUGAACAUCUCCAGCCCCAGAGUGGCCUAUAAUGUGUACAAGGCUGUGUACGCCAUCGCUCACUCACUGCACAACCUCCUCCACUGCCAGGCUGGGGCAGGACCCUUCCACAACCGCUCCUGCGCUCACAGCACCAACGUUCACCCCUGGCAGCUCCAGAAAUAUCUCCAGGACGUGUCCUUCAACGUAUCUGGAGAAAAUAUGAACUUUGACCAGAAAGGGGACGCCAUCCCGUCCUAUGACCUCAUCAACUGGCAGAGGGGGCCAAACGGAGGUCCCCGCUUUGUCACAGUAGGGCUGUAUGAUGGCUCAAAGGACUCUGGGAAGGAGCUGGCAAUCCAGGAAGAGAAGAUAGUGUGGUCUGAAGGUAUUUAUCUUUGAUUUGUUCAGCUGGUGGUCUCCGUGUGCAGUGCCAGCUGUGCUCCAGGAUCCAGGAAGGCUGUCCGUCGUGGGGAACCUCUGUGCUGCUUUGACUGUGUACCAUGUGACAGCGGCAAGAUUAGUAAUCAGACAGAUUCUAUAGACUGCCAUGAAUGUCCCGAGGACUACUGGUCAAACACUGAUGGAACAUUGUGCAUCCCUAAAGUGGUGGAGUUCCUUUCCCAUGAUGCAAUGGGGAUUGCCCUGACAGUGAUCGCUGUAGUGGGCGCCUGUCUGACCGUGUCCAUCCUGGCAGUCUUCCUCCAUCACAGGACCACUCCCAUCGUCCGCAUCAACAACUCUGAGCUGAGUUUCUUUAUCCUUCUCUCCCUGACUCUGUGCUUCCUGUGUGCGCUGAUGUUCAUCGGGGAGCCCACCUCCUGGUCCUGCAUGCUGCGCCACACCGCCUUCAGCAUCACCUUCUCCCUCUGCAUCUCCUGCAUCCUGGGCAAGACUCUGGUGGUCCUGGCAGCCUUCACUGCCGCCAGGCCUGGAAACAACAUUAUGAAGUGGCUGGGGCCCAAACAGCAGAGGGUCAUCAUAUUCUCCUGCACCCUGGUUCAGGUGCUGAUCUGUGCUGCCUGGCUCAUGGCUGCACCUCCCUACCCCUCCAAAAAUAUCCAGGACCAACGCUCUAAGAUCAUUCUGGAGUGCAGUGUGGGCUCCCAACUGGCCUUCUGGUGCGUUCUGGGAUACAUCGGCCUCUUGGCCUGUCUGUGCUUCAUCCUGGCUUUUCUGGCCAGGAAACUCCCAGACAACUUUAAUGAGGCCAAGUUCAUCACCUUCAGCAUGCUGAUCUUCUGUGCCGUGUGGAUCUCCUUCAUCCCUGCCUAUGUCAGCUCUCCUGGGAAGUACACAGUAGCUGUAGAGAUCUUUGCCAUCCUGGCCUCCAGCUUUGGGCUGCUGUUCUGUCUGUUUGCUCCAAAAUGUUACAUCAUCCUCCUGAAGCCAGAGAAGAACACUAAACAACAUCUCAUGGGGAAGAAAUUGAGGAUGUCUCUGCUAUUCUUGUGGUCUCUAUCUUCCUCCCUCACACUCAGCCCAUCCUCCACCCUAGCCACAGACUCAGAGUGUGUUCUGCUGAGUGGCUUUGAUCCUGGGUUUGUGGCUGAUGGUGACUUUGUCAUUGGGGGUAUUUUCCCCCUGCACUACAACCAGGAGAUGCCAGACGUCAACUACACCUACCAACCAACAGCCGUCAGGUGCAAUGGGUUUGAUCCGAGGGCUUUCCGCUGGGCUCAGACCAUGAGGCUGGCGGUGGAGGAAAUCAAUCAGAGUGAGCAGCUGCUGCCCAACCACAUGCUUGGCUACAAGAUCUUUGACUCGUGUGCCUAUCCUCUGACAGGGCAGAGGGCUGCUCUGGCAAUGUUGAAUGGACUGGGCCAAGCUCACACUCACAUGUGUUCUGGUGCCUCUCCUCUCCUGGCUGUUAUCGGAGAAUCCGGUUCUGCUCAGUCUAUUGUCGUAUCCAGAAUCCUGCAGCCCUUUAAAAUACCCAUGAUCAGCUACUUCUCGUCGUGCGCGUGCCUCGGUGACAGGAGGAAGUACCCCACCUUCUUCAGAGUAAUCCCCAACGAUGACUACCAGGUGAAGGCUAUGGCUCAGCUGCUGGUACGGUAUGACUGGCGCUGGGUGGGGGUGGUGCGUGGGGACCAUGAAUAUGGGCACUUUGCCCUACAAGGGCUGCUGAGGGAGCUAAAGGGGACGGGGGUGUGUGUGGCCUACCAGGAGAUGAUCCCUCUGCUCUACAAUCAGCAAAGGGCCCUGGAGAUCAUAGAGGUCAUGCGUAGCUCCACAGCGCGGGUAGUGGUGGUGUUCUCUGCCGAGGGGGAAAUGACCCCCUUCCUGAAGGAUUACAUGGCACAGAACAUCACAGGGAUCCAGUGGGUGGCCAGCGAGGCCUGGGUCACUGCCUCGCUCUUCACCACCAGCGAGUACUUCCCCUACCUGGGGGGCACCAUCGGCUUUGGGAUCAGGCAGGGACAAAUCCCAGGGCUCCGGGACUACCUGCAGACGGUGAACCCCCGCAGGUACCCCUCUAACCCCCUGGUGCAGAAGCUGUGGGAGGCUCUGUACGGCUGCUCUCCCUCUCUGUCCCCCUCCAGCACCCUGAUGCCCCCCUGCUCAGGGCAGGAGACUCUUCUGGAGCAGCACUCAGCCUACAUGAACACCUCCAGCCCCAGAGUGGCCUAUAAUGUGUACAAGGCUGUGUACGCCAUCGCUCACUCACUGCACAACCUCCUCCACUGCCAGGCUGGGGCAGGACCCUUCCACAACCGCUCCUGCGCUCACAGCACCAACGUUCACCCCUGGCAGCACUAUCUGCAAGAACUUGCCUUUUACAUUUCUGGGGAGGAGGUGAACUUUGACCUGAAAGGCGAUUCCAUCCCGUACUAUGACAUCAUCAACUGGCAGAGGGGCUCGGGUGGGAACAUGGAGUUCAUCAACGUCGGUCUGUUCGACGGAGCAAAGGCCUCUGGGAAGGAGUUGGUGAUCCAGGAGGAGAAGAUCGUGUGGGCGGGGCAUCAGAGCAAGGCAAGCUGCUCACACUGUGUAUUUAACCACAUCAGAUGCCAACUAUUGACGUUCUGUAGGCUGGUGGUCUCCGUGUGCAGUGCCACCUGUGCUCCAGGAUCCAGGAAGGCUGUCCGUCGUGGGGAACCUCUGUGCUGCUUUGACUGUGUACCAUGUGACAGCGGCAAGAUUAGUAAUCAGACAGAUUCUAUAGACUGCACAGAAUGUCCCGAGGACUACUGGUCAAACACUGAUGGAACAAUGUGCAUCCCCAAAGUGGUGGAGUUCCUUUCCCAUGAUGCAAUGGGGAUAGCCCUGACAGUGAUCGCUGUAGUGGGCGCCUGUCUGACCGUGUCCAUCCUGGCAGUCUUCCUCCAUCACAGGACCACUCCCAUCGUCCGCGUCAACAACUCUGAGCUGAGUUUCUUUAUCCUUCUCUCCCUGACUCUGUGCUUCCUGUGUGCGCUGAUGUUCAUCGGGGAGCCCACCUCCUGGUCCUGCAUGCUGCGCCACACCGCCUUCAGCAUCACCUUCUCCCUCUGCAUCUCCUGCAUCCUGGGCAAGACUCUGGUGGUCCUGGCAGCCUUCACUGCCGCCAGGCCUGGGAACAACAUUAUGAAGUGGCUGGGGCCCAAACAGCAGAGGGUCAUCAUAUUCUCCUGCACCCUGGUUCAGGUGCUGAUCUGUGCUGCCUGGCUCAUGGCUGCCCCUCCCUACCCCUCCAAAAAUAUCCAGGACCAACGCUCUAAGAUCAUUCUGGAGUGCAGUGUGGGCUCCCAACUGGCCUUCUGGUGCGUUCUGGGAUACAUUGGCCUCUUGGCCUGUCUGUGCUUCAUCCUAGCUUUUCUGGCCCGGAAACUGCCAGGCAACUUUAAUGAGGCCAAGUUCAUCACCUUCAGCAUGCUGAUCUUCUGUGCCGUGUGGAUCUCCUUCAUCCCUGCCUACGUCAGCUCUCCUGGGAAGUACACAGUAGCUGUAGAGAUCUUUGCCAUCCUGGCCUCCAGCUUUGGGCUGCUGUUCUGUCUAUUUGCUCCAAAAUGUUACAUCAUCCUCCUGAAGCCAGAGAAGAACACUAAACAACAUCUCAUGGGGAAUAAAAAGUAGUUCAUAAUAAGUAAUGCAAAAUGUAUUUUUCCUUAUGUGCUUUUGUUACUUAAAAUGUACAGUUUAUCAUAUAUGGGCUACAAUCUGCACUGAGUAUACAAAACAUGAACAACACCUGAUCUUUCCAUGACAUAGACAAACUAUCUGAAUCCAGGGAAAAGCUAAGAUCCCGUAUUGAUGUCACUUGAUACAUCUACUUCAAUCAGUGUAGAUGAAGGAGAGGAGACGGGUUAAAUAAUGAUUUUUAAGCCUCGAGACAUGGAUUGUGUAUGAAAGAUUAGUGGAAUCUGUGUGGGUAGCA